Molecule: messenger RNA, 567 nt
Organism: Phytophthora sojae
Lineage: Eukaryota; Oomycota; Peronosporomycetes; Peronosporales; Peronosporaceae
Exons: 3
Molecular function (GO): D-amino-acid oxidase activity; FAD binding
Source: RefSeq, a predicted model, not a curated record
CAAGCCAAAACCACAUUCGAGCAGCGUCGAGUGCAGUCGCUACAGGACGAAGACUGCGAACUCCUGGUGCACUGCUCCGGUUUGGCGGCCAAGCACUUGGCUGGAGACGAUUCGGUCUUCCCAAUCCGCGGCCAGAUCAUCAACGUGCACAACCCGAAGCUGAACCAGCUGAAAGUGAGUCUCGACAAGGAUGGAGAGCACGCAUACAUUAUCCCUCGGCCCAACGGCGACGUUGUCCUUGGUGGCACAGUGCAAGAGCACAACUGGAACACUGAGAACGACGAGCAGGACGUCGAAGGAGUGUGGGAGCGCUCCUGCCGUCUGUGGCCUGAGGUUCGCAACAGCAAGGUGAUCGCCAAGAUGGCGGGGCUUGUAGGAAGGCUUCGUCCAGGACGCGCUGGAGGCGUGCGCCUCGAGAUGGAACCAGCUCCCACCCGUCGUGGCGCUGUGCUUGUCCACAACUACGGGCACGGUGGAUCAGGCCACACGCUGCACUGGGGCUGCGCCCAAGAGGUGGUCGAGCUGGCCAAGCAGCGAUUCCCCGAUGAACCAGCCAGCAAGCUCUAG